UGCAUUGACAACCUAUUUGAAGAAGUUAAUGAAUCCUGUAGAAGACGCCAUUCCGUCAUCUUAUGUGUUUCAAAGUCCAUUCAUAAGUGUCUUAGAUCAUAAACAUGUGCACUUUAAAUGGCCUUUCUUUUUGUAGUCAUGCAAGCGGGUUUGGCAUUCCUAGAGGCUGGUGCAGCAAGAUUGAAGAAUACAACUGAUAUCAUUCUCAAGAAAAUGAUUAUUUUGUGUAAGUAUAUAUACCUCGACUAGACUUACCUUCCUCAACUAAACUAGUCGUCGUCGGUUUUACUGGUUUAACCGCCGGUUGUUAUGUUGCGUGGUAGGAAUACAACUACCUGAAAAAUAAUCGAUCGUUAACAUCCAGGGUUAAAGAGCGAAGAUACUUUAAGAAUUGGCGACCUUUCUGAGCCAUGAGAAUGAUUUCCGAAAAUUAUUUGGAAUAUACUAACUGAAAACAAAUGGAGAAAAUCAGAUUUGCAAUCGUUGAAAAUACGGAUAGAGCUAUAUAUAUAUAUAUAUAUAUAUAUAUAUAUAUAUAUAUAUAUAUAUAUAUAUAUAUAUAUAUAUAUAUAUAUAUAUAUAUAUAUAUAUAUAUAUAUAUAUAUAUAUAGCGGAAGGUCAUAUGAUUGGAGUCAAUAUCAUAAGAGAAUUAUAUUUGCACGCGAAACGACUAGGAUGCAUGCUGGUGACUAUUUUGUCAAGCGCGUUGCUUCAAAGUUGCUAUGCUUGAAUGACAAUAAGGAGCUCAGUUUAGCAGCAACUACGAGUCCGAGAUUUUAUUUCGUGCGAGGAAGUGUUAUAGUCGUUCUCGUGUCUGUUUGUAAACAUACAACGAGAAAAAUUAAUGUUCUAUAAACUAAAUCUCUGCAUGCAGGCUCAAACCCCCGGAAGAUUAUCCCCUUCUAUGAGGAACAAUACACGAAUUGAGUCCAAAUAAGUCAGGAAUAAGUGGAGUUGAAAACAAGCCAGAUAUUUAGCAUUAAUAGAUACUAUUUCCUCCGGAUAAACGCUUUAUUUUUGCAGAAAAUGAAAAACCAACUUUCUUUGUUUUUUAAAAAGUCGUCAGAUUUCUCCAAAAUUUCGUGCAUGCAUGCUCACAUGGGCGAUGGCUACGACUUUUUCGCGUCAGUACGGGAUGGUGUGAUACAGCAUGCGUUUCGCUUGACAAAUCUCGUACUCCUACUCUUAUACAGUCGCCGCCAAAGCUCCCUAAUAUAGGGUUUACCAAAGGAAGUUACAUAAAUAACUUUGUUCACUGUCUUGAAACUGAGCUGCCUACAUUUUUCUAUAGUUUCAUGUGCGCUAACGUACUGGUUGUUUGGCUACGCUUUUGCGUGGGGAGAGAAGAGCAAUCUGUUCCUUGGCUACAGUAAUUUCGCACUCUCUUAUCUUCCUGAAUCAGCCGACGUCUACAUUCAUUGGUUUUUUCACUUUACGCUCGCAGCUCUUACGUGUUCAAUUGUCAGUGGAGCCCUCGCCGAAAGAACGAAUUUCACUGUUUACACUUUGUUUACAAUUUUAAUGUCAGGUAAUAAAUAAAUAAAUAUUUACGAGCAAUUGAUCGUUUGCAAUCGAUUUGCAACGCCAUUUUUUAUUUUAUCCAUUACCUACAUGACAACGGACUUGGCAUGACGAGCUAUGUUCUUUUCGUCAAUUAAGGUUUUGUUUACCCCAUUAUUUCUCACUGGUGUUGGCAUGAAGAUGGAUGGCUAAAGAAAGGAGAUGUUGAGGCUCUUGGGGAAGGAGUCUCGUUUCAGGUAAGAGUGGUAUACAGUAGUAGUAAUUGUCGGCCGCUAUGUUAACUUCACUCAAUCAUGCAUAGGGCCUUUUAAUUAUCUGGAGUUAUUUUUCAUGAUUGUGUUUAUGAGUUCACUGACUGCAGUUUGAUUGUGACCCUGAACUAAAAAAAAUAAGUUUAGCUUUGAAGUAUUAUUCCUUGGCUUAAUCAAUCAAUGUAAUAUAUAACCAAUAUAUCUUCCUUUUGUAGGAUUUUGCAGGCAGUGGUGUAAUUCAUGUAACUGCAGGGACGAUGGCAUUAGUGGGAUCAGCGGUCAUUGGACCAAGGUCAGGAAGAUUUGAGCGUGGUAAACCAGUCCCGAUUGGUGGACACACUGUUCCUGUAAGAAAUAGUUCCUUUAUGAAAUUACAUACAUAUAUUACUCAGCACACUCCCUAUCAGGGUUUUUCAGUGACUGGUUACAAAUGGCGCUUAAGCAGUCGCUAUUAGUACACACCUCAUUAAUGAUCUUCCCCCUGACCUAUGUGCCUAACCCACCCUGUCAACUUUCCCUGUGGAAGGAAACCGGAGUACCCGGAGAAAACCCACGACUUUCGACAGAGCGUUGAAUUUACUUUUUUCACAUGAGGACUGGGUUCGAGUCACAUUGAGAAAUUCUCAUUGAGAUUUGAACCUGCGACCUUAGAGCUGAAAGGCAAUUACCUUGGAUAACCAACGUUAAACCCCGCUCAAACGAUGAUGCGAGUUGAUGGGGGGUGGCAGUCACGAAUUGUUACAGCGGACAUUUCAAGCUCUGUAGAUUACAGGUCAACUACGUCAAGCGUUCCUCUUUCGAGUUCCUAACUUAAUAUAUUGCAAUUUUCCUCAUUAUUUUCGAAAAUUUUAUAAACUCCUUUCCAAAUACCUUGAGGGAAUUCGCAAUGUUCCUAUAUCGGCUGUUGCAGUAUUUCAAUGAAGAGAAAAUUAAUUCCUUUUAUCUCAAAAGAGGAACGCUUGACGUAGUUUACCUGCAAGAGAAUAAACGUUUUACGUCGAGUGUUCGAAUCACGUUUCAAUUAAAAUAAGAUACAUGAUAGAUGAUAAUGCUGGGAAAGCAUUCAGAACAGCUAACCAAAGUCUCGUGAGUGACUGCCAUCUCUCAUGCUUUCUCAUCCUCGUUUGAUCUGGGCUUUAGUGACCUCAAUAUGCUAAUUAUAAAAUUAUUGUCUUCAUAUCUGCUUAACAUAACAAUUCUUGAAUACAUAUUUGAAAGGCAAUGUUGAAUCAAAUUUUUCAAACUAAGCUUUCGAUAUAGAUGUCAUGCCUUCUAGCUCAUAUAAAUAAAAAAUUAUAGUAUUGCAGCCCUAUAUUUCACGAUUUCCUAUGCAUAGUAAAUAAAUUCUUUUCAUUUCGUCAACUGACAAAAAUUGCUUGAAAGCUUGUAUGAAACGAUUUUCUAAAUACAUGUUUUUGAAAAUUGAAAUCUUACUUAACACCCUCCUGCCAACAGCCACAUUUUUGAGAUCAGUGAGGCGGUCCACCCGUGACACUUACAUAACCACAGUCUCGCAUUCGCGAUUAUUGAUGAACUUUAGACUUCGCUAACUCUUUCUUAACCGCAUGCAGGUGUAAACUAGCCUCGACCCGGGCUUACGACAAUAUUUUUAAAAAUAUGGACAUAGAAAUGACGAAUGGAUAAAUACAAUGACUAGAUAAAAAUGGAAUAAAUUCUUUUCUAUUGCUUCUUACAGCAAUGUUAGCAAAUCAAGCUAUGAGUAAAAUGCAAUUAAAGCUUUCAAUUUUUCAUCUAAAGUCCACUAGAAAUACGAACCCGCUGUACUGGGUGAAUAUGACUAUAGCAUAAUUAGUGUUUGUUUUUCGAUUAUUUUAAAUUAGCUUGCUGCAUUUGGAGGAUAUGCAAUUUUACUUGGUUUUCUUGCCAUGAUUGGAGGAAGUCAAGGUCACGUAACAUCUCCUGGUGAUACCGAUGUAAUUGGUCUUAUCGUUAUUAACACGGUACUGUCAGCUGCAGCCGGUGGACUGACGGCGUUUUUCAUUCGCAGAACGUGGGGAGCAUGUUACGGGCAUCAUUCCAGUGUUCUCACAAUGAUUAAUGGAGCAUUGACUGGGGCGGUAAGAUUUUGACCAAGAUUUCUUAUGAUAAAACUGGGACAAAAACCCUUUAACAAAUAUUUGUGAUCCUUGAGAGGAAAUGAAAUCGGAAUACAAUGAUGGCAGCAAAUAACGCCAAGAUCAUGUUUAUUGGCUCAAUAUGCCAGUAUACCUAAAAUUCCAGGCUAAUUAAGUCUGUCUAGGUAAAACUUUAUUUUAUUUAAAAGAUCACACGUCUGAGAUCUACCUGAGAACUUCAUCUUGGGUAAAUGUACGAUACUUUAUACCCACAUAUGCCCAUAUUUCUAACAUUUCUAAAUUUUUCCAAAUGCAAAUGGCCUGCAAAGCAAUAUACCUGAAACUUCUGUCUGGGCCUGAUUUUAAACCUGGUUGGAUGAUAAAAGUCGUCCUUUCGUCCUGACUACCCUCAGGAACAGCAGCAGAUCGCCAGUUACGGGUCUUGUGGGCUAGGUAAAAUUUGCGGGCCGUGAGAAUGAUAUUCCAACGCAAGUUCUGCUCAUUUAGACAACGAUAAAAAACGUGCUAAUGCAAUAGGGCUCAUAAAUUUCUGAAUAAUUUGGAAUCCACUUAAGUUAAGCCUCUUGUCGACGAUUGCGCUCUUCCCGUUCCUAAUUUUUAUUGAGGGGUUCAGCGGAUGGCUCGUUACAGUUUUCUAAAAUGGAAAAUUUAUGAUUUACCAGAUCCGUAUUUUUGGAGAAUUAUUACUUAUUGAAAAUCAGAAAGUAUCUUACUGAUGUAAAACAACAUGUAAAGGGUUUGAAUUUUUUCACAAAUGUUACGCAACUGCCAUUGCUAUCGCAACAAUGACGUUUCAAGUGUAGGCGUUACUGCUAAGAUUAACACUCACGAAAAACAAGGAACUUAUAGUUUUUGGUUGGCUGCUAUAUCAAUAUCUCGUUGUUUAAUUAAGGUCAAAAAGUAAUAAUAAUUCUAAUAAAUGUGAAUUGUCUGAAAAUCACGGGCCUCUUGAAACGGACGGGCGGUUGGAUUCGACCUAUUCGGCCAUCAGUGAUUCAGCCUGAUGGGUAAUCCACCACUACUCAGGAAGGGUGAAAUUUGUUCGUAGACUACGUUAUUAUACCUACAUACAGCCCCAAGCAGUGAUUGCUAUACAUAUCUGGAGUUAGAACUUUAGUCAUUCGAUCGGCCUAUGAAAAAAGUGAAGCGAAGAUCGAUGGCAGACUGUUUGAAGUGCAAAAUUUAUUAGAGAAUUUAAGCUUCACGUCAAACGGCAUGACAGACAUUUCUUGGCAUACUUUCGUUCGAUUUCUGCGUGUCAUAUUUUCUUUCAUUUGAUACAGUAAUAGUUAAGCAUUCUAGUUAUAAAACAACAAGCUAAUUUACUUUUUAUUGCAUGCUUUAUAGCUUAAAAUAUUUCUUUGCCUUACGUUUGUCGUUUGUCGUUGAACGCGAAGCUUACGCUCUCAUACCAUUAAAUACAUAUACCAUUAAUUUUCAUACCAUUUAUUUCAUAGUUAUAGGUAAAUUAUCAGACAGUAUUACGAAAGUCACCGAACUGUGGAAUCGCAUCAAAAAUUCGUAUAUCGACCACUCCCACAAACGUCUACGACCGCGCCUACAUAGUUUUGCAUGUUUACAAUUUUAAUUUUGAACAGCCAAUCAGGUUCUUGGUAACAAUUACAAUUAAACGUCGAUUGGCUGUUUAAAAUUAGAAUUGUAAACAUGCAAAACUAUGUAGGCCCGGUCGUAGACGUUUGUGGGAGUGGUCGAUAUACAAAUUUUUGAUGCGAUUCCACAGUUCGGUGACUUUCGUAAUAUCAGUUGAUAAAAAAUCACAACAUUCUUCAAAUCGAUGUCAAAACACAAAAAUUUGACCCACAUUUGCACCUAGUCGCGCGGACAAAAAUAACAGAAAGGGACUGGCACUGGAGGUCAAGUCUGCUAUUUUUGGCUUCACUUUUUGGACGAGAGGUCUUACUCUAUAUAUGUAUGGAGCUUACUCGAUUCGAAUUUACCCCAUGUCCAUAUCCUGGUUUGUCACGUCGAGUUGAUGAAAUGAAUGUUACUUAAUUUAAAAAGUUUAGUGAACUUGUCAAAAUUGUCAAUACAGCAUCGUUGUAGCCGAAUUGGAAAUUGGCGUUGUAGCCGAAUUGAAAUACAUAGAUAGAUAGAUAGAUCGAUAGAUAGGUAGAACAGGUUUAAUCAAAUUGUAAAUUACAGUUGGUAUAACUGAAUUGCUUACGAGUAUUUACAUAUAUUUACAAUAAAAACUAUAGGCUAUAAUUGACACGAAAUAAAGUUAAGAAUUUAUACACUUAUACUAUUAGAUAUAAUGAAGGAGUUCUUAAAACGUUCUGUUCGAAUCUUAGGGACUAGAAAUUUAUGACAUUUCCUUAACGGAUAUGUACACUCGUUUUCCUCUGGGAUCAUUUGAUGUAGUUUGUGCUUGGUAUCCGAGUGUGCUUGAAGGAAAAGUUUUUUACAUGCUGCUUCUCUUCUGUUUCGCAAGGUUUCUAGAUUGACUAAUUCGAGCGCCUCUUCAUAAGAAGUAGGCAAACAUUGUAGUGACUGAAAAAAACACGACUUUAGUCUAAAUUUUUAAACUCUUUCCCUGACUGUUUAGGUGAAGGGGAAACCAUUUUCUCAUUAUGAACCUAUAAUUUAUUCUUGUAAGCUUUAUAUAAUUCAUAGUAACUAUUUUUAGGUGUCAAUAAGUGCUGGUGGUAAUGAAAUGCAUCCUUAUGCAGCAUUCAUUGUUGGCUUUAUUGCUGGGUCUACAUAUAUUGCUUGGGACAUUGUGCUUCUACAUAUCAAAGUUGAUGAUCCCGUCACGGCAACAUCAGGUAGAUUAAAGUGAUUUGAUAUCAGUUCGUUUAGUGACAAUGUUUAUAGAUGCAGUUUAAAGAAUAUUGGAAUUAAAAAAAUAGUUUGUCUAGCUUGAAAGAACGUUUAAAAUUAUGUACUAGCCUAAAUCUGGUUGCAGGUCUCUUAUAUCAAGCUUAUUACCUAUUACACUGAUUUGACUGAAGGCAAUGAGUUGUCGAAAAUCACUGGGGAAAAAAGUGAAAUCCAUACUACAAAAUUUACAAUUGCACCACAAAAUCCAUAAUAUAUCCAUACUAUUUCCAUACUAUAUCCAUACUAUGGAAAUAUACAAUUAUUAUGGAUAACCAAAACCCCUUCUAUUUCCAAUAAAGGUCCAUACAAUUUCCAUUCUAUGACCUUCUAUGGAUUUUCAAAAAUUUUUUCCAGUGCAUCUUAAUCCGGAUUAAUUCCUAGUAACUUGACUAAUGACGUCAAGACUGGGGUUAGUCUGAUAAAAUUACCUCUAACUGAUCGAGUAAAUAUCAAUAGUAAUUCAAAAAGCUUCUGUUCAAUUUCAAAGUUGAAAACCGAAAACAGGUUUUUGGCUUAUAUUCAUAUGACACUGAUUGGCAAGAUAUAAAAUUGCGUGAUCCCACUUAUGACGUAACAUGCACAUCGUGCAUGUAUAAUCGAAAAUGGCGGACGGCUCACAUCAGUCCAAUAUUUCAAAAAUCAAGCAAGAUAUGGAAAAAAGCUGUAAAAAGCCUUUAUAUAUUAUUUUAAUUAAUUUAAAGCUCUUUCAAAUCAGACAAACUAAAUUUUUACUGCCAAUAAUAUGUGCUUUAAUUGAUGGGUAUUUCCUAUAUUUUAAUAUGUGUCACAAUAAACAUUUUCGUCCAUGUUGGUGCACUGAUUUCACAAUGCACUUUACCAGUUCAUUUAGGUGGUGGAAUGUGGGGCCUACUUUCCGCACCUUUACUGAAUAAAAAUGAUGGUAUUCUGUACGUUGGUGAUAAACUGAGUUUUAAAUUGCUUGGAUGGAACAUCCUUGGUGGGGUUGUUAUCAUCGUGUGGUCAGCUUUGUUCUCAUCCAUACUGUUUCUUAGUCUCAAGUUCUUCAAGAAACUGAAAGUGACACCGGAAGUUGAAGCCAAAGGUAAUGUGAGGGAAAUAUAUUUUUAUGAUAAUAUCUUCAGUAUCAUUCACUGGUCGAAAUUAAUGAAAGGUAGUCAAAGUAGUUUCCACAUGUUACGCUUAGAACGUUAAUAUGCAAUGCGCAUUUGAAAAUACUCCAGUUGAUACUUGCGCAAUAUAAAUUAAUAAUUAACAAUUAUUGGAUGAGGUUUUUGUGAUAUGUGAAAUUAUCAAGAUCGAGGUAAGCGUUCUCGCUUACCGAGACCUUGAUAAUUUUGCAUAUCGCAAAAACCGAAUUCAAUAAUUGUUUUAUUAUACAUUUGUUUGUGUUACUGUCAAAAUACAAGAACCUUCCCACUUCCGCUUCUGUAACUUGUUAAAUUUGUAUUUAUGUUAUUUAAUUUGUUCUAUUUUCUGUAUGGAUUACCGCUUUAUCGGCACAUAUCGUGUUAGGAUCCGGUAGAAUUUCGCCAUUAUAUACGUCAAUUUGUAGCAAUGAAUACACCUUUCUUUACAUUCUUUUCUUUACAUUCGGUUUUAAACCGCCCCUCUAGUGUGUUCAUACUAUACAAAUUUAAAAUUACCAACUACAAUCAUUUAACGUACUAAAAUGAAAAUUUCGCAACUUUUAUGCAAAGAAUCUAACGAAAGGUGUAACCUUUGCUAAAUAUUGACGCAUAUAAAGGAAAGAAAGGGGAAUUCUACCGCGAUAUAUGCCGAUAAAGCGGUAAUCGCUACAGAAAAAUAUAGAACAAAUUACAGAAAUACAAAACAAGUUGCGGAAGUGAGAAGGUUCUUGUAUUUUGAUUGUAAAAAGAUACCGCUUGCUAAUCAUAGCAGGCUCAUAUAACUGAAUUUUAUAUAGGUUGCGUGAUUGCGCAAUUUAACUGUAAGCUCUUAGCCAAUCAAAUUGCUUUUACCAACUACAAUGUAUAAUAAUAAUAAUAAUUAUUAUUAUUAUUAAGCAAGAUUAAUUAGGAUGGUCACAUAUGCAUAAGCGUCGGGGCUUGAUCGUUUCCUGGAGUUCAUUAUCAGUUACUUCUAAUUUGCAAAGCCUUGUUCUUCUUUUUCUUCAAGGUCUUGAUAUUAGUAAACACGGUGAGCCAGCUUAUCCAAUUGGAGCAUACGCCGAGAGUACCUCAUAUCAAAUCCCUAAACCGGUUAUGGUGAAUGAGAGAACUAACCCUGCAUUUAGUAAUUUGGAUACAUCCAUGUCAAGCCAGCAGAGUGGGUCAAGGUUGCCAUAUGCUCAAAGCAGCGGUUCGGCCAUGUCUUGAACAAUGUCAAAAUUUGUUCAUGCAUCCGAAUCUAGACGGACUAUACAUCUUGGAUGAAAUCUGAGUAUCAAUUUUAGUUCACUUUUUAAUAUUGACGUAUAUACCAGUGGACUGUCAGUUUGUUAAACAAUAAUUAUAACCAUGUUUUAUACAUUCACACGUAACCCUGUCCCUUUUGAUACAGUUAUACAAUGUAUCAACUAUAAUGAAAGGUAUACAUCAACUAUAAACAACUAUGUUGAAGGAAAAGUUAACUUGUACCUCUAUCUUGUAGUGUAAGUGUAAGUUCCUGUAGUGUGGGAAAUAAAAUAUAUGAUCUUAUUGAUAUAAGACAAGUAUACUAGUCGUUUAAGAGUAAUAGUAUGGGAAAUAUUUAAUCAUAGUUAUGAUUUAAUUUUAUAAUAUAGCAUUUGCAAAUUCUGAACGCUGAUUGGCUAAGAGCCGUGUUGAUAUAACUCGAUGUCGACACAGAAAAUAUUUUUCUUUAUAUUUCUUCGUCCUAUAUUAUAAAAAAUAUAUAAAACGUUUUUUCCGUAUUGGUAUAUAGUUUUAUUAUAUGGCUUUUCAAAAUUCCGGCUAUAUUUCGAUUGGUUGACAGCAGUCCGUAAAAACCCAUAUCCGGAC
Molecule: messenger RNA, 9651 nt
Organism: Paramuricea clavata
Lineage: Eukaryota; Metazoa; Cnidaria; Anthozoa; Malacalcyonacea; Plexauridae
Source: the annotation of a GenBank genome assembly